Schizosaccharomyces cryophilus OY26 is the source of this 3557-nucleotide messenger RNA. RefSeq names its product EST1 family protein. NCBI's taxonomy places the organism in Eukaryota, Fungi, Ascomycota, Schizosaccharomycetes, Schizosaccharomycetales, Schizosaccharomycetaceae. The coding region runs from base 233 to 2857 and encodes 874 amino acids. Gene Ontology annotation, cellular component: telomerase holoenzyme complex. The record is from RefSeq and is a predicted model, not a curated record. Gene Ontology annotation, molecular function: telomerase RNA binding; protein binding; telomeric repeat DNA binding. The transcript has a single exon. Gene Ontology annotation, biological process: nuclear-transcribed mRNA catabolic process, nonsense-mediated decay.
GUUUAUUGUUUCGAUAAGAUAGGUUUAGCACAUACGUUGGGGUAACGUACAAGUGCGGUAUUCAGAAUGAUUUUACCGUACGUUGUAAGGUUGAAACUUUUCUUUACCAAAAUCGCACAGUUGGAAAACUUCCAUUCAACCUCCCUCGUUGCAUUCAUUUUGCCUUAGCAUUUGAGCUACGGCAAUUUACAUCAACGAAGGACGACUAUUGUCAAGGGCAAGGUUCCUACAUAUGAGCGCCCGAGAUUCAUGUGAUCCCAAAACACUUAGGAAGUUGUGUGAACAAAAAUAUGACAAGAGUACAGCACUUCUUUCCAUCUUAAAAGAGAAUUUGACGGCAAUUGGAAAUGAGUUGGAUACCUUAAUAGAGAAGAAUCAAAUACGUUUUCACGCUGAAAAUGGGAAUGUAUUGGAAGGAUCGAAAGGUUUAACCGAAGCCAAGAAGAAGCGAAAGAAUUCGAAACGAUUAACAACGGACGCGAAUUCUGGGAAACUGGAAAAUCGCAAGGAAUGGAAGCAGCUUUUGUCUGUUAAUUCUACGAUUGCUGCCCUUAUAGGCGAAAUUUUGCUGACAGAUGUUUCUUUUGCUUUAGAAAAGGAUGCUUUAACUUUUAUAUGGACGAAGGUUCAUUAUCGAGUUAUUUCCUUUUUGAAACAUAAAAUUGUUCAGACGUCUAGGAAGAAUAAUAUAGAGGUACUUGGGUCUUUAGUGACUCUAUAUUUUCAUUACCUUGACACUUGCGUUCAUUUUUACGUUUCUUUCGCCUUCAUUUUGAUUAAAGUUUACCGCUUGCAAUGCCUUGAGCCUUUAGCAUCUUAUCUUGCUACUCAACUUGCCUUCAAAACUACGAAAAAGUCUCGAAAAAUAAAGGUUGAAUCGGGAAGUGCUUUGCAGCAGGAUACUCUUUUAAAGUCUUUGUUUUCUUCUAUUUUUGGUUUAAAAAAUCUGUUUUCCGGUACUUUGAGUUCCAUUAUUCAAAAUACAUCAACAUCUGCCGAUCCUGAGACAGCUACUAGACGCUCUGCAUACGUUUUUAGUCCUUUAUUUGAUUCUUCUUUGCCUGACAAACAAGCUCAUUACCUGAUUAGUACUGUAUAUGGUUCUCUUAUUUAUGUAGGUGAUAUCUAUCGUUAUUUGGCUCAGGCUCGUUCUCCAAAAUUGCCGGAUUAUUCUAUUGCUAGAAAGUAUUACUAUAUGGCUGCUUAUGCUGUUCCAAAUUGCGGCAUUCAUUAUCAUCAGUUAGGUUUAAUCGAAGUACAAAAUGCUGAUUCAUCCGCCACAAACUCUCCUCGAAGUCGUUUUCAAGGACUAUACAAAAGCUCGUCUUCUAGCUCGCUUCAUACAAAUGAAGCUUCUUCUAAACCGAUGGUUGAAGAUGCUAAUUUGUUAGGAAUUUCCUAUUUCUUUUUGGCUUCUAUUUCUCCCAACGGUGUUGCUGCAAAAGGUGCUUGUAACAGCCUUCUUAUUGCACUUAAGCGUAUUUUAGGAAAACCCAGUUCUUUUGACCCAUCUUUAGUAAUGUAUCAAAAGGACAAUUCUCUUGUAUCCUUAUUUCUUCGACUUUAUGCUCUGGCAUUUUCCGACUUUGACUGUAUGUCUUAUACAAGCUCACUUGUAAAGCGAGUUCGAUUUUUAUUAAGUGAUUCUUUAAAAAACGCCAAGUUGUCUUACGAAACAUUAUUGAGAAUGGCUUACUGUGCGCUUGCUGCAAGGUGUCUCGCAUCGAAGUUAGGGUAUAGUGAAACACAAGAAGCAAAUAAGAGGGUUCCUUCUGCGAAACUAGCUACACAGACGACCAUAAUGUUUUUUGAAGUACUUCUGGAUGCAGUGAAUGGUCAGCUUCCUUUGCAUGCACUAAAUGUAAGUUCUUUGCACAAAGAUCACCCACAACCUUAUGGAGUGCUCCUGCAUAAUAAAAUCCUUUCCCCAAUGGUUUUACCUAUAUGCACGUUGGUUUCUUUCUGCCUAAAGCAUGGAGAUACUUGGCUGACAAAAGAUAUUCGAGCAGGUCUAUCACAGAUCUACAAUCGUUUUAACUUCUUUUUUGAAAACACAAAGCAGGCUUUACCUACUGAGGAAUCCUUAAGUUGGAGUACUCAAUGGGAUGUUGGUUUACCGUUUUUCUUUCCCAUGCAACAAGUGUAUGAUGUGAAUUACGACUUGCUGAAAUUACUUAUGACAAAUAAAAUUUACCCUCUAGGAGAGAAAGAGGAAACGGAACGUCAAAAGAUAAACAAGGAUCACGCAUCGUUGAAACUAUCUAUUGACUCUUUGUAUAUAUUGUUAGGUCGACAUGCAAAUGCUCAAGCUUCAUCUGUGUCCGUAUCAUCUCCUGCAACCCCUCACGGAUUCUAUCGGCCUUUGGAGUCAACAGGUAUUCCUGCUUACCCUCAGUUCAGUGCAUCGUCUUUACCAUCUGACCAAUCUUCACCUACAUCACCGUUUUAUUCUGGCGCUUCUUCUGUUUUACAACCGUCAUCGAGUAUCGCAAGCUUACAAUUUGGUAGAAUGGUCGACCCUAGACCAUCGCAGCCAAUUUCACCUUCUCUAUCUGAAAACCUGACUCAGAUGACACAUUCGAAGCUUAUGGCUUCUUUUGAUGCCACACGAGAAAAGGAUGUAAGUAGGCCAGGGACACCUUUCUAUGAUCCACAUUUACGUUCACAUCGAACAUCGAUAUCAACCGAUAAUGAAGAUUUUCAUCAAAAUACCCCGUUGAAUGGUGAAAGGAUUUUAUUUCGACCUAUUGGAAGUCCUAAGCCACAGCCAAAUUCUUCUAGCGAUACUUCUGAUGUGCAGCGUCAACUGUUUUUAUCAGAAUUGUUAAAGAAAAUGAUUAACAUCAAUGAUACUUGAAGAGGCUUGUCGUACAAUUUUCUUUUCUUUUCUUUUUUUUUAUUUUUUUUUAAAAAAAAAGCGGCCUUGAAAUGAGGUAGGAGCGUAUGACCGCUUGUAACGCUUGAGAAUUAAAAAAUGAAGUUAAGGAAAGGCAUAUUAGUAUGAAUCACCCGACGUUUGUCUGUCAAGAUGAUGGAAAUGAUUUUUUUUAAUGGUAAUAAAAAGGACACGUAGAAGUGUUCGCGCUAAAUUAUAAUGACAAGGGAAUCGAAUCCUUGUCAUUGUAGAUUCUUUCAAUCACUCCUCGUUCAUUCUGUUUCUGAUAACCUAAAGAAAUGUUUUGUUAUCCUUAUAGUACUCAGCAAGUGCAUAGAUACUAUUAUUCCUAGGAAUAAGGGACAUGCAAAAGGUUGCUUACUCUUAAAGUAGUAUAUGAGAGUAAUGAAAUUGGAACAUAUACAAAGUAAAAUUUUGAAUCUAACAAGUAAUGGUACAUAUGAUAUACGUUGUCUGAACCUUGCAAUCCAGUAUUUAAUUUUCACUACAAUUGCUUUUCUACUCGUUAGAAUAUUUUUUAAAAAUAUUCUUGGCAAUGUCACCGGAAUAAUACUGAAAGUAUGGAUAGAACUGAGAAUAGAAUCAGGAAGGGGUAAUUUUACUCCAUAAUGUUGCAAAUGUAAAGUAUUAUCUGAUGAUAUCAAAACUUGUCUGGCAAGCA